Megalopta genalis is the source of this 1531-nucleotide messenger RNA. It is a transcript of the gene Pect, whose product is annotated as phosphoethanolamine cytidylyltransferase. Gene Ontology annotation, cellular component: cytoplasm. Gene Ontology annotation, molecular function: ethanolamine-phosphate cytidylyltransferase activity. Gene Ontology annotation, biological process: phosphatidylethanolamine biosynthetic process. Lineage: Eukaryota; Metazoa; Arthropoda; Insecta; Hymenoptera; Halictidae. The record is from RefSeq and is a predicted model, not a curated record.
AUCGACGCGCGCAGUUCGUUUCAAGCACUCCGGUGGGCGUAGUGUACUUCUUGGUUAUACGCUCUUCUUCGCAAAAGGACAGUUUUUUUUAUCUAUUGUACGAUAUCAGUAAUUCUUUCAUCAUGACAGAAAAUCGCAAAGAAGUGAGAGUAUGGUGUGACGGAUGUUAUGACAUGGUACACUUCGGCCACGCAAAUUCUCUGCGCCAAGCGAAGGCAUUAGGUGAUUAUUUAGUUGUGGGUAUACAUACUGAUGAAGAAAUUGCUAAGCAUAAGGGGCCACCAGUGUUUAUGGAAGAGGAAAGGUAUAAAAUGGUUCGUGGUAUUAAAUGGGUAGAUGAAGUUGUAGAAGGUGCACCUUAUGUUACAACAUUGGAGACAUUAGAUAAAUAUAAUUGUGAUUUUUGUGUACACGGAGAUGACAUUACUAUGACAGCAGAUGGUAUAGAUACAUACCAUUUGGUCAAAGCAGCAGGUCGUUACAGAGAAGUUCAAAGAACUGCUGGUAUUUCAACAACUGAUCUAGUAGGACGUAUGCUGUUAAUGACGCGGCAGCAUUUUAAACAAGGAGAUAGUGAAUAUAGCGUUGAUAGAGAACCUAGUAAAAGAAUGGGGCAAGAUCGAUCAGCUAGAUGUCCAUGGACAGGCUGUUCACAAUUUUUACCUACUACACAGAAGAUUAUUCAGUUUAGCGAUGGAAAGAGUCCACAACCUGGAGACAAAAUUGUUUAUGUAGCAGGAGCAUUUGAUCUCUUUCACGUUGGUCACUUAGAUUUCUUAGAAGUCGCUAAGAAAGAAGGUGAUUAUCUCAUAGCUGGAUUACAUACAGAUCCAGUAGUUAAUCGUUACAAAGGUGGUAAUCAUCCAAUUAUGAAUCUUCAUGAAAGAGUACUUAGUGUUCUAGCAUGCAAGUAUGUUAAUGAAGUAGUAAUUGGUGCACCAUAUGAAGUUACAAAAGAUCUUAUGGAACAUUUUGAUGUUUCUGUCGUUUGCCAUGGUCAGACUCCUAUAAUGCCUUGUGAAGAUGGUACAGAUCCAUAUGCUGAGCCUAAGCAGCAAAAUAGAUUUAAAUUGUUGGAUAGUGGUAAUGAUAUGACAACAGAAAAAAUGGUUGAACGCAUUAUACUUCACAGAUUGGAAUUUGAGGAUAGGAAUUUAAAGAAGGAGAAGAAAGAGUUAGCAAUAAUUGAGGCAUUAGGAAAGUCUCAGAAAAAAGGGAGGACUGAAUAACUUACUCUGAAUAUUCGGAGCGUGUGAUAAUCAUAUUCUAUGGAAAUACUUGUAAAUACGAUAUCACACUGAUAUUUAACUUAUUUGCUUAUGUUAAAACAUAUAUGUGGCUUAAUUAUUUAUGAUUACCAUAGAUAGUUAAAGUAUUAUCGCGUAAAGUGUUACUUAGCAUUUUUCGGGAAUUCAACGAAAAAGGAAUAAGAGAUACAACGACAGAAGUGCAUAAAUAAUGAUGCACACCUAUAAAUCUUGAAUUAAAAGGAGAAACAUAGAGUAAAGUAUUCUGUGUUACUAUUAGACUA